CUGCGGAGGCGGCUCUCAGGCGCCUGCGCACGGCGGACGGGCAGGCCCCCGCGCAGCCACUUCCGGCGCGCUCGUGCAAGUGCGGUUCCGGGUCAGUGCUUUCCUCGCCGGCCGGCCGUUCGGGCUGGUGACGCGGCCCGGCGUUCGUGAGAAGCCCCGGAGGCGGGGCUCUGCCGGCUGCCCAGAGAGCGGCAGGUGCGCGGGCCGGGGCCAGAGACGCGAGGAGGCCCCUCAUCCUCUCAGUAGAUUCGGUCUGCCCCCAAAGCGGCCCAGACGGGGUUGCCCCAAGUCCCAAGGCAGGGGACAGAAUGCUUUGACCUCCAAGCUGUUUUAACUCUAGUAGAUAAGCUAGAUACUGUGUUGCCACGGUCCUUGGCCCACAUUUAAGAAGGGAUGAAGCUAGCUUGGAUAUCUGGAACUCUUUAGGCACCUGUCUUGGGAUUCCUGGUUGCUGGCCUAAAGACUACUGCGGUUUAGGAGCUGGUCCUCAGGGCAGGAUAGCCCCACAGCAAAAUGUUUGCUAAACUAAAGAAGAAAAUUGCCGAAGAGACUGCUGUUUCCCAGAAACCAGGAGGCACUACUAGGAUCCCACGGUCCGUGAGCAAGGAAUCGGUUGCCUCUAUGGGUGCUGACUCAGGAGAUGACUUUGCUUCCGACGGAAGCAGCUCCAGAGAAGAUCUGUCGUCUCAGCUUUUGAGAAGAAAUGAACAGAUACGGAAACUAGAAGCCAGGCUCUCUGACUAUGCUGAGCAGGUCCGAAACUUGCAGAAGAUAAAAGAGAAGCUUGAAAUUGCGUUAGAAAAACACCAGGAUUCUUCCAUGCGGAAAUUUCAAGAGCAGAAUGAGACAUUCCAAGCCAACAGAGCCAAAAUGGCAGAAGAACUGGCUUUGGCAUUAGCCAGAAAGGACCAGGAAUGGUCAGAAAAAAUGGAUCAGCUUGAAAAGGAGAAAAGGUUUCUGACAGCUCAGUUACAGGAAGUGAAGAACCAGAGUUUGAAUCUUUUCCAAAAGAGAGAUGAAAUGGAUGAACUAGAGGGGUUCCAGCAGCAGGAGCUAAGUAAAGUAAAACACAUGCUUUUAAAAAAAGAAGAAAGUCUGGGGAAAAUGGAGCAAGAGUUGGAGGCACAAACCAGAGAACUUAGUCGCACCCAGAAGGAGUUGAUGACUUCCAAUCAGAUGUCAUCAGACUUAAGGCAGAAGCUAGAAGAAUUGCAGAGACACUGCUCAGCGCUGGAAGAGCAGAGAGAUCUUGUGACAGCUUCAAAAACAGGCAUGGAAAAUAAGGUCACAGCCCUGGAGCAAAAGGAACAAGAGCUCCAAGCUUUCAUUCAGCAGCUUUCCAUUGAUUUGCAAAAGGUCACUGCUGAAACUCAAGAGAAAGAAAAGCUCGUCACCCAUUUCCAGGAGAAAGUUGCGUCCUUAGAGAAGAGACUGGAGCAGAACUUGUCAGGAGAAGAACAGGCGCAGGAACUCCUGAAAGAGAAAACAAUUGCCGAGCAGAAUUUGGAGGAGACCAGACGGCAGCUCUCGGUAGCCAGAAGCAGCCAGGCCGAGGCCGUCGACAUCCUGGAGACGCGGGUGAAGGAACUGGAGCAGAGCCUGCAAGCCUCUGAGGAGAAGCUGAUGCAGAGCAGGGCCAUUGCCGCCACACAGGAAGCUCAGAUUCAGGAGCUUGCCACUGCAAACCAGGAGAGCAGCCGUGCACAGCAGCAGUGCAGGGAGCACGUCCACGCGCUGGAGGCCCAGCUCGCUGCCCUCGAGACAGCUCGGGCGGCCGACCAGCUGGCUGCAGAGCGUCAGGUGAGGGAGCUGGAACAAGAAAAUGCAGUCCUUAAAGAAAAUAAGAAUGAAUGUGAACAUUCUUUACACCACCACCAACUUGAAUUAAAGAAGCUAAAGGAAGAGUGGAGCCAAAGAGAAGCUGUGAGCGUGACAGUGGCUCAAGCGCUGGAGGAGGCGCGGAAGCAGAGGGAAGAGUUCCAGCAACAGGCUGCUAAUCUGACAUCCAUAGUAGAUGAGAAGGAGCAGAGUCUACAGGAAAAAGCUGCAGAGAUUCUCCAGAAAGAGCAGGAGAUUUUCCAGCUGAAGAAAGGUCACGAGGCGGCCCUGCUGCAAGCGCACCAGCUGCAGAGCGAGCUGGAGGCCCUGCGGAGCCUGAGGGCAGAGGAGUCUGAGGCAGCUGCUGGGCGACAGGACCGGCUGAGGCUGCCGGGCCAGGAGCCGGGGUUGGCGCUGUUAGUCAGCGAGCCUCACCCUCACGUAACCUUGAGGGCCAUGCAGGACCCUGCGUACCAGCUUUCACCUGCAGAGGGGAUACCAAACGGUGAGGUGGGGGGCAUGGAUCUAGGGCAGCUACAGAAGGAGAAACAGGACUUGGAGCAGCAACUUCUGGAGAAAAAUAAGACCAUAAAGCAGAUGCAGCAGAGGAUGCUAGAACUCAAAAAGACGCUGCAGAAGGAACUGAAAAUCAAACCUGAUAGUGAGCUUUUUGAAGUCCGGGAGAAGCCUGGCCCUGAGAUGCCAAACCUGACCCCUUCUGUCACAAAUCACACCGACCUGCCUGAUGCCCGAGAGGUCAACUUCGAGUACCUUAAACAUGUGGUUUUAAAAUUCAUGUCCUGUCGGGAGUCUGAGGCUUUUCAUCUUAUAAAAGCUGUGUCGGUGUUGCUGAACUUUUCACACGAGGAAGAGAACAUGCUCAAAGAAACCCUGGAGUACAAGAUGUCCUGGUUCGGGUCCAAGCCAGCUCCCAAGGGCAGCAUCCGGCCAUCCAUCUCCAGCCCGCGGACACCGUGGUCCUAGAUGAAACCACCCGAGGAUGGAGUUCCACGGGCUGACACUUUUUCUGUGAAAAGAACACUGACACACCAGUCUGGGUGGGUUUUUAAUCACUGUAACUGCAGUAUUUUGUACAAGUGUCUAAACAUUGUUUACAAGACUUAAGGUCCACUUCCCUCAGACUGACGUGAACCUCAGGAGGUAGCUGAUCCUGUCAUUCUGGUCACAAACAGGGAGGUCCUGGCACUACCCACAUUCCCAGUGCUGCUAAAAUCUCAGCUCCGGCCAGCAUGUCUGCACCUGAGUUUCCGACCUUUGUCAGUGCUUAAAGCUGAAGCACCAGCAUCUCGCAGAGAGGAGGCCGCUGACCCAUCCUGUCGUGCUGGUGCUGGAUGCCGAGAGCGCCCCUUGAAGUGGUGCCCCGCAGGCCAGACUCACCUGCUCCUGCCAGGAGCCCACUCGGGGGGUGGGGGGUGGCUUUUAAAAAUUCCCCUUCCCUGUUAGGAUGUUUGGGUUCAGAUGAAUUAGAAGAGGUUUUUGACCUUUCCUCUCAAGAAAACAUUUUACCUUGUUUCUAAAACAACCUAGAAAUUUAAUAUGUACAUCCUUAAGAUCUAGAGUCAGUGAGGAUUAAUGAAUAUGAAGAUGGCAGUAUCUCAUUUUACUGAUGAAUACUAGCAAAUAUAUAAAAAGAUCCUUAGUACCAAAUACCCUCAAUUGCCUUCUUAAUGAAUGUACUUGUCUUGGAUAGGUUGCUGGUAAACCAUUCUGAACUAUUUUUUAUAGCUAAGUUCUUCACUAUUACAAACAUGUCUUCUGUAUUGGAAGGGUGUUUUUGAGGGAAACUGGAGCAUCAAGAUGAAAUUAUUUCUAAGGUUGGGAUUCCUGUCCCUCUGUAGUUUCACUAGCAUCCUGUAGCAUCUGCUCCCUCUGAAGCAGUGGUGGCGGUUCAUUUGCUUUGCUCUUGAUUCUGGGUUGUAACACUGAGCAAAUGCUAAUCACGGGUUUUCUACUGUUAAGGACAGUCUGCUCUACUCAGAGGCAGCAGCAGCUGUCCCUCCCCCAGCCUUGACCAAAACAUUGGAGGUGGUCUGCCUGGUACUGGCGCCACCACCUCUCCCCCUCCCCCUACCCCCAAAUACUUAAGAUGACACUACAUUCCUGUAUGGUGUCCAGACAGCUCCAGCUGGCUGCAGAUGACUGGUGGGGACUGACAAAGACUUGGACUAUUACUAAAAAGGGAGAACAUGCUUGCCUUGGAUUAGCCACAAUACCAAAUCAAAAGAGAAAGCUUUUACUGAUUUAGUCUGAUGAGUUUCAUUGGUUAAAAAACUGAAUUAGUAACCGGAGCUCCUAAAUUUAUCAUUAUCCCAUGAUGUGAAGUUAUGUCUCUUCAAUGAUGCUUAGGGUUAACACAUAUAAAAUGUAUCUCAACAGAAAAACGAGGGUUUGCAGAGUUAACCUGCUGCAUCUCCACAGACCUGCAAGUACCAAGCAAGGGCAGCACCACCUCUGUCCCCGCUUAGGCUCGCUGCCGUCCAAGUGAGCCCUUCUUCGCUUACCUACCUCUUCCCUGCAGGUGUCUGUCCUGUUCGGCAUGCUAUGUUCCACUUUCCUAUUGGGGGCACAAACCAGGACUCCCUUCUGUUCUUUAAUUUUGAUGAGGAAGACGUAACUUUUCCAGCUGUUCCCAGAAAGAAUCCUGAAAUUCAAGUAGUUUAGGGCUCGCCCAAGGCAGCCACAGCCCAGCUGCGGAGCCCGUCCAAAGCCUCCAUGGCCUCUCCGGCCGGCCCCAGCCCCUACCUGCGUCCCUGGCAGGUUUAGGUGUAGAUGCGGGGCCAUCACUAAGUCUGGACUUGCUUAGAGAGGAUUCACUCCGGUGAGGCUUUCCUCUUGCAUGUUGAACUUCCUUCAGCUUUAAGAGGAAGAGUGGAGUAACAAUUCUAAGUGAUUUAAUGCACUUUCACGUAUAUAAACAUUCUGUGAUGGACAAUAUAUAUAGCCCUUCAUAAGCAUUGGAUCUUCUCUCCUUCCAUUUGUAAAUAGGGAUUAUAUUAUCUAAAACUGCUGUAGAAAAGUCACAUGUGGUGCAAUAUACUUUUUGAUUAAAGCUCUUCAAUCCAGAUG
This is a messenger RNA of Phyllostomus discolor (pale spear-nosed bat), 4905 nucleotides long. RefSeq names its product golgin A1 (gene GOLGA1). The transcript has 23 exons. The record is from RefSeq and is a predicted model, not a curated record. Gene Ontology annotation, cellular component: Golgi apparatus. The coding region runs from base 514 to 2802 and encodes 762 amino acids. NCBI's taxonomy places the organism in Eukaryota, Metazoa, Chordata, Mammalia, Chiroptera, Phyllostomidae.